This is a messenger RNA of Mustela lutreola (European mink), 5574 nucleotides long. RefSeq names its product EF-hand calcium binding domain 6 (gene EFCAB6). The coding region runs from base 328 to 4209 and encodes 1293 amino acids. Lineage: Eukaryota; Metazoa; Chordata; Mammalia; Carnivora; Mustelidae. Gene Ontology annotation, cellular component: nucleoplasm. Gene Ontology annotation, molecular function: calcium ion binding. The transcript is spliced from 29 exons. The record is from RefSeq and is a predicted model, not a curated record.
UAGAGGCGGCGAGUGGGCUGGGCUUCUGUGGACGCGCGGCCUCGGGUCCGCGCGCUCUGCGGUGGCUCCCCGAGGUGGAGAAGCGACAAGGGGGCUCGGGCGCCCACCUGAUCCCCCAUGCACGGAAAUCUCUCCAGCGCCCACGCUGUGACUCCUGCAGCUGACCGGCACAUGGACAUGGAACCAGCUCCAGGACGAUGUUCAGGGGGCUGGUGCCUGCCCGGCGCAGGAAGCCACUGGGAGGCCACUGGCUGUUGACAGGACAGCCGCUGUGAUACAGCUUCUUCGCAGAAUCCACAAAUUCAGAAGUCAUUAAUUUUGAAGGAAAUGAAACGAAGUAGCACCAAAAUGCAUGAAGCCACAGUCAACAGCACAAAAUCCUGCAGCACCAAGGCCAGGGAUUUAAUGCACAAAAUGGCAAAUGUAACAGAUUGGCAUAUUUCGUAUCCUUACACACGGAAGUUCAUGAAUUUAAGACCUCACUCUUCACCAUGUAGAGUGUAUUCAAGGAACGGUUUCCAAAAUAUGCUUAGACCUUUCUCUUCGGCCACAGCUAUUGCAAAUCCAAUACUGUCCUUCUUAGAUGUUAAACGGAUUUUGUUUCAAAAAAUCACCGAUAAAGGAGAUGAGUUGAAAAAAGCCUUUGAGCUGCUCGACACCAGUCACAGCAUGACGGUGUCAAAGAAUGAACUGAGAAGAAUUAUCACAACCUUCCUGAUGCCUCUCACUAGAGAGCAGUUUCAGGAUGUCCUGGCUCAGGUCCCCCUCACCAGCUCUGGUGCCAUCCCGUAUCUUGAAUUCCUGUCCCGGUUUGGUGACAUGGACCUAAAUAUAAAUGUUAUAAAGAAAGGAGGUGAGAAUGAAGUGAGUCACAGUCGGACAGUGAAAGAACUUGAGACCCAAAUAGGAGCAAAGAUUUUCAAAAACAUUAAAACUGUUAUCAAAGCCUUGAAGCUCAUUGAUGUUAACAAGACUGGUCUGAUCCAGCCUUGUGAGCUGAGGAAAGUUCUGGAGACCUUCUGUUUGAAGAUGAAAAGUGACGAAUACAGAAAGUUUGCACAACAUUACAACAUUGAUAAGGACACCGCAGUGGAUUAUAACGUUUUUUUGAGGAACCUCAGUAUGAAUAACGACUUGAAUCUUCGGUAUUCUGGGGGAAGUCAAGAGAUCUCAUGGAACAAUCAGCCAGUCAAGAAUUCCAAAGAGGAGUGCCUGCACAGCUCUGCUUCCUCGGAAAAUGUCUGGAAAAACCGGUCCUUAGACGAAAUUGAGAGGACCUUUUGCCAAGAGCUUCCCAAGGCUUAUGAAAAGGUUGAAAAGGCCCUGAGUGCUGGGGACCCCUCCAAAAGUGGAUAUGUAUCUUUGAAUUACCUAAAGAUUGUUCUCGACACCUUUGUGUACCGAUUACCAAGGAGAAUUUUUAUCCAGUUAAUGAAAAGAUUUGGACUUAAAACCACUAGCAAAAUCAAUUGGAAACAAUUUCUAACAUCGCUUUAUGAGUCCCAGUGGAUGGAAGUCAACAGUACAGUUCCCCUGACAAAAAGAAAUAGCAUCACCUCUGGAAAUCAAUCUUGCAAGGAAGACAUUGUCACAAAGUUGUCUAGACACGAGGAUCACUGUACAUCGUUGAAGAAAGCACUCCUGAUGGCCAACACCAAACCCGAUGGACGGAUAAUCGGGGAAGAAUUGCGACGUCUUCUAAAUUGCAUGGUUGUAAAAAUCAGUGAUUCAGAAUUCAAAGAACUGAUGCAAACGCUUGACCCUGGGCACACUGGAUGGGUAAAUAUCCACACGCUUAUCGAACUGCUUGAAGAGAGCUCUAAGAUACGAAAACUCUCCGCCUGCACAGACACCACGGCACCUCUUCUCCCGGCUUGGGAUUCAGUGGAAAAAAUUGUUCAGGACUCGAUUACUAGGAAUCUCCAAGCCUUCUGCAGAAUGCUGCAGUCCUAUGACCUCAGAGAUACGGGGCUCAUUGGUCGAAAUAAUUUCAAGAAAAUCAUGCGCAUUUUCUGCCCGUUUUUAACGAUUGAACAUUUACUGAAACUCUGCAAUAAGUUUCAGGAUACCGCUUCGGGAAGAAUCCUUUACAAGAAAUUUUUGGAAUGCAUGGGAAUUAGUGGCCCUCCCGCCGUUUCUCCAGUUCUUGGCCCAAAGGAUCAGCUGUUAAGUGAACAUUUUCAAAAAGAGGAGGAGCAGGAGCUGGAGGUUUCGGAGAGAACCAAGCCCGCUGAGGACAGAAGCACCCUGACCAAGAGUAGAACCAAGGAUGAAGUCAUUGAAAACCUCAAAAACCAUAAACAGCAGCAGGACCCAGCCUUCGGAAAACUAUUUCUUGACCUCAGCAAAGAACCUAAUGGCAAAAUUAAUGUGCGUGACUUCAAGAAGGUGCUGGAUGCUAGCGGAAUGCCUGUGGAUGACGACCAGCUCGCUCGGCUGACUGCAAAAAUUGGAUAUGAGAAAGACGGGAUGAGUUACCUUGAUUUUGCCGCAGGAUUUGAAGAUGCUAAAAUGAAUGGGCCAGAAUCGACCCCACUGCAACCUCCAGUUCUUUCAAAGAAUAAUUUAGACAGCGACUUUAUAACUGCUGAAGAAUGCCUGAAGCAGUUCCCCCAGAGACUGAAGGAAGCCUUCCGGGACCCCUACUCUGCCUUCUUUAAAAUAGACAGUGACAGGGACGGCAUAAUCAACAUGCAUGACCUUCGCAGAUUGCUGCUGCACUUACUGUUCAAUCUUAAAGACGAAGACUUUGAGCGUUUCCUGGGCCUUCUUGGCUUGAGACUCGGCGUCACUCUAAAUUAUCGGGAAUUUCGAAAUCUGUGUGAGAAGAGACCAUUCAGGAUGGAUGAUGCGCCUCAGAGACUCAUUAGACCAAAACAGAAGGUCGCAGAUUCAGAACUAGCUUGUGAACAGGCUCAUCAGUAUCUUGUUACCAAAGCAAAAACCAGAUGGUCAGACUUAUCUAAGAAUUUUAUAGAAACUGAUAAUGAGGGCAACGGCAUUCUUCGGCGGCGAGAUGUAAAGAACGCGCUCUAUGGUUUUGAUAUUCCCCUAACGCCGAGGGAAUUUGAAAAGCUCUGGAUGCGCUAUGACACCGAGGGAAGAGGGCAUAUUACUUACCAAGAAUUUUUACAGAAAUUGGGGAUUAACUACUCAGCAGACAUGCAUCAGCCCUACGCAGAAGACUACUUCAACUUCAUGGGUCAUUUCACGAAGCCCGAGCAGAUUCAGGAGGAGGUCAAGCAGCUGGAGCAGAGCGUGGACAGGGCCAUGCUGGUCAGGGAAAAGCUUAAGGACCAUUAUCAAGAUAUCAGCAAAGCCCUCACCAGACUAGACAAAUCCAGAAACGGCUACAUGUCCAUGGGCAGGAUGCACAAGGUGCUGCAGGAGUGCGGCUGCUCUCUCACGGAAGAGGAACUGACCGACCUUCUAAACAGUUGGGGAAUCAGCUGGCAUGACAACUCCUUCAAUUACCUUGACUUCUUGAAAGCGGUGGAGAGUAGCAAGCCAACAAGGCCUCAGCCAAAAGAAAAAGAGGAAAACACACCAGUCAAUUUCUCGACACUGGACCCAGAGGAGAUCGUCAAGAACAUCCAGGAAGUUGUUGCCUCCUCCGACGUGGCUUUGUCAACGGCGUUUUCUGCAUUGGAUAAAGAGGACACUGGGUUUGUAAAAGCUUCAGAUUUUGGACAAGUUCUUAAGGAUUUCUGUUACAAACUAACAGACAACCAGUAUCAUUAUUUUCUGAGAAAACUGAAAAUUCAUCUAACCCCCCUUAUAAAUUGGAAAUAUUUUCUCCAGAACUUCAGCUUCUUCUUUGAAGAGACUGCUGCUGAGUGGGCUGAGAAAAUGCCCAAAGGCCCGCCGUGUACGUUUCCCAAGGAAACGGCAAACCAGGAGCUGCUGGCUCGGCUGCACAAGGCGGUGGGCUCCCACUACCGCGCCAUUGCUCAGGAGUUCGAGAACUUCGACACCAUGAAAACGAACACCGCCUCCAGGGAUGAAUUUAGGGCCAUUUGCUCCCGCCACGUCCAGAUUCUGACAGAUGAGCAAUGUUUCCAGAAGCUCUGGGGGUACCACUGUGACCAUGCUGGUGACAUGUCCACCCCACCGGCUGGACACAGACCACCGUCUCUGAGGGCCUCCUGCCCAUCACAGAAGAGAUUCUCAGCAGUUUCCUCCUCAAAAACUGAAUGGUGCUCUUUUUAGCUCUGACAACCUGUUGCAUUGGCUUCUCUGCUCUCCGGGACGACCUUCCAAGGCCAAGAGCGCCUCCCAACAGGACGGCAUCCUGAGGGUCUGCCUUGCUUGCUGACAUCAGUCCGUAAUAUCCCUACAUGUCAGCAGCGCCCAGGGCUCGUUCCUCACUGGGGCCCAAACACCAAAAAAGAGCCCAGCAUAGAGCAGGUGCUCAGCAAGUCCUUGUGAAUGGAUGGUGUCGUGGCUUUGGUGUCCACAUUCUCCCACGCCACGGGCCAGUGGCCAAACAGCUGGGAUGACACAGAGCACCAGGGAUCCAAGCACGGAAGCAGAAUUCCCUCCCCAGCAGACAAUGCACUGCUCCGAGCACUCUCCACUGGUCGAACAAGCUGCCACCCUCAUCCGAGAGAAUAGCUCAGGUGGAAACUGAAAUCCAAAAUACUUCCAGAAGCAACCCCACCCCCGUGCUUCCUCUGACUCUGCUUUGGCUCAGCCCGGGUUCCUGGGUGGAAAGGUCACUCUCGGUUCCCAGGUUGGGUCACCCCACAAUGAGGCCUCAUUUUCUUGGGGCUUCAGGAUUCAUACAGCCAACCCCCUCCCCACUCAGGCUUCUGAACUCGCCACCCCCGGAAGGAAUUCAUUCAUAUUGAGUAAUAUGAACAUCGGAUUUCACUUUCCUAAAAUCCCACUUUUUUAAAGCGUUAUGAUCAUUUUUGUUAACAAAUGGAAGUGCUUCCCCCACCAACCGUACAGUCCCAGAGAUCAUCAAAGCUGAGCGAGAUCGCUAUUUGCAAAUACUUCUCUCCAUUACCAUAAAUGGAUAGAAAUCUUUAAAAUUAAUCCAGUUGCCUUUAUUAUUCUAUGGGGCCAACUAACAAAGGUUUUGCUAAUAAAGAUUUUUCAUUUCAUCUAAAUGAGCAAAAUUUUACUCUAAUUAUCGAUGUAAAUUAAUGACAUGCUGGCAUAUCCGGCGUGUGUGACAGAAUUGGAUUUGAAUUGUCCACUAAGAAAGCUUCCACCAUCCCCAGCACAUCCAGCCCCCCACCUCUCCAGCAAAAUCAAGCACUUAUUUUUAAAUGCUGUCUCUAAAAAUAUGCAGACACAUCUCAAAUAUAGACUGCAUCAUCGAGGCAUCAAAGUCUGGCGCAAGUACCAUGGUUUAAGUUGGGGAACGAUUAGCAAAAAUUGUGCUCUAUUUGGGAAGGAUGCUUCUGGAUACAGGCUGGCGAACAGGAAGCCAAAGCCAUAGAGAUGCACGUUUUCUCCUUGCAUGAGUCAUGUACCAGGACCUUCUUGGGUGGAUGGUACCGUCUCUGUAUGGGGAGACAGAGAAGUAAUUUGGCAGCCCUAAAUUGUCUGGACCUCGCUUGCCAU